AUGGGCAACAACGUGUGGCUUUCAGCCUACGGCCCGCACAACUGGGGUUACACCGCCCAGAUAACACCGGAGCAGCCGGAACUGGUCAUUCCCAGGGGGAAGGCAACGGGAGGGUCCAGCGCGGUCAACGGGCAAGUACUGUUCCGGGGGAUUCCGGAGGACUACGACCGAUGGGCCGAGUGGGGCAACGACGAGUGGAGCUUCGUCAACGUUUUGCCCUACUUCAACAAGCUGGAAACCGACCUGGACUUUGGCGGCGGAGACUUUCACGGCUCCGACGGGCCCGUACCAGUCCGGCGUAUGCCCAGGAGCGAAUGGCUGCCCCACGCCCAGGCCUUCGAGCAGGCCUGUGUGGCGGAGGGGUACCCCAUCGAUGAAGACCAGAACCAUCCUGAGUCCACCGGCGUGUCGCCCAGGGCCCGCAACACCAUCGACGGCGUGCGAAUGAGCAUGGCCAUUAAUUACCUGGACAUAGCCCGCCACCGGCUGAAUCUGACUAUCAGGGCCAAUGUCACGGCCCGCCCGGAUUCUAUUCGACGGCAAAAGGGCUUGAGCACCGUCCGGCCCAAGUGGAGAUCGACGACGAUUUUGAACUACAUCGGUAUGAGCGCCAGCCUGCAAUUGGCCCUUGGGCAGGGCGAGCUUACACUUCAGUCGACGGACCCGCACGUCCAGCCGUUCCUGAACUAUAACUACUACCAAGAGGAAGAGGACCUGCGGCGUAUGAGGGAAGCUAUACGAAUGUGCGUACGACUGGCUGAUCAUCCGUCCUUUUCCAGUAUCGUCAUGGAACGGGUGAUGCCGACCGAUGAAGAACUGUCCUCAGACGAGGAACUUAACGCUUGGCUGCGCAGGAACUCCGGCACAUCGCACCACAUCUCCGGCACCUGCAAGAUGGGGCCGGACUCCGACCCGAUGGCGGUGGUGGACCAGCACCUGAAGGUCAAGGGCAUCCAAGGGUUGAGGGUUGCCGACGCUUCGGUCAUGCCCGACUGCAUACGCGCCAACACCAACGCGACCACCAUUAUGAUAGGGGAAAAAGUCGCCGACUAUAUCAAGGACGGGCGGUAG
Molecule: messenger RNA, 1071 nt
Organism: Geodia barretti
Lineage: Eukaryota; Metazoa; Porifera; Demospongiae; Tetractinellida; Geodiidae
Source: the annotation of a GenBank genome assembly